UACCAGCGCCCGCUAUGUCUGAGGCGACGGUGGCCGAUACGCGGCGCCUCAACUCGAAGCCGCAGGACUUGACGGACGCCUACGGGCCGCCUAGCAACUUCCUAGAGAUCGAUAUCUUCAACCCACAGACCGUGGGCGUCGGUCGGGCCCGCUACACCAGCUAUGAGCUCCGCAUGAGAACAAAUCUGCCCAUAUUCAAACUAAAAGAGUCUUGUGUGCGACGACGAUAUAGCGACUUUGAGUGGUUGAAGAAUGAGCUGGAGCGUGACAGUAAGAUUGUAGUGCCUCCACUUCCUGGCAAAGCCUUGAAACGCCAGCUUCCUUUCCGAGGAGAUGAGGGCAUCUUUGAGGAGUCUUUCAUAGAAGAAAGAAGACAGGGCUUAGAACAGUUCAUAAACAAAAUCGCUGGACACCCGUUGGCACAAAAUGAGCGCUGCUUACAUAUGUUCCUGCAAGAAGAGACCAUCGAUAGGAAUUACGUCCCAGGGAAAGUUCGCCAGUAGGAGAGUCUGGCAUCCUCCAUUUUUCUCUCUCUCCCCCUGCAAAAAUGACAUUUAUUUUUACAAUGUCCCUUCUGAACCAGCUUUUUCUCUCUGAAUCUCCCCACUUGUCCAGUGUUGCCCGUCAUGCUGUCCCAUUCCACCCCCUUAUCAGGCAGCAGUCUUUGGUUCCGUUGGUCUUUGUUCUCUACAUUAAAGGUGAGAAUCUGCA
Molecule: messenger RNA, 711 nt
Organism: Euleptes europaea (tarantolino)
Lineage: Eukaryota; Metazoa; Chordata; Lepidosauria; Squamata; Sphaerodactylidae
Gene: SNX12
Product: sorting nexin 12
Exons: 4
Coding region: 15-503 (162 amino acids)
Biological process (GO): late endosome to Golgi transport; endocytic recycling
Cellular component (GO): early endosome membrane; retromer complex
Molecular function (GO): phosphatidylinositol-3-phosphate binding
Source: RefSeq, a predicted model, not a curated record